GAUAUCGAUGAAUGCAGCAACGGUAGCCAUGAUUGCCACCAAAAUGCAACUUGUACAAAUACCGCUGGUCGCUUUAAUUGCAGUUGUCAGUCAGGAUUUGCAGGAAAUGGCCGCCAAUGUGAUGGUAUAAUAUUGCCCGAUUUUCAAUUGAUCUGAAAGUUUAUGUCGAUCUUGAAUUAUGUCUUAGAAUACAUUUUUUUACCCUUCUCUUUAAUUAGAUAUCGAUGAAUGCAGCAACGGUAGCCAUGAUUGCCACCAAAAUGCAACUUGUGCAAAUACCGCUGGACACUUUAAUUGCAGCUGUCAUUCAGGAUUUGCAGGAAAUGGCCGCCAAUGUCAUGGUAUAAUAUUGCCCGAUUUUUAAUUGAUCUGAAAGUUUAUGUCGAUCUUGAAUUAUGUUUUACAUUUUUUUACCCUUCCGUUUUAAUUAGAUAUCGAUGAAUGCAGCAACGGUAGCCAUGAUUGCCACCAAAAUGCAACUUGUGCAAAUACUGCUGGUCGCUUUAAUUGCAGUUGUCAGUCAGGAUUUGCAGGAAAUGGCCGCCAAUGUGAUGGUAUAAUAUUGCCCGAUUUUCAAUUGAUCUGAAAGUUUAUGUCGAUCUUGAAUUAUGUCUUAGAAUACAUUUUUUUACCCUUCUCUUUAAUUAGAUAUUGACGAAUGCAGCAACGGUAGCCAUGAUUGCCACCAAAAUGCAACUUGUGCAAAUACCGCUGGACGCUUUAAUUGCAGUUGUCAGUCAGGAUUUGCAGGAAAUGGCCGCCAAUGUCAUGGUAUAAUAUUGCCCGAUUUUUAAUUGAUCUGAAAGUUUAUGCCGAUCUUGAAUUAUGUUUUACAUUUUUUUACCCUUCCGUUUUAAUUAGAUAUCGAUGAAUGCAGCAACGGUAGCCAUGAUUGCCACCAAAAUGCAACUUGUGCAAAUACCGCUGGACGCUUUAAUUGCAGUUGUCAGUCAGGAUUUGCAGGAAAUGGCCGCCAAUGUCAUGGUAUAAUAUUGCCCGAUUUUUAAUUGAUCUGAAAGUUUAUGUCGAUCUUGAAUUAUGUUUUACAUUUUUUUACCCUUCCGUUUUAAUUAGAUAUCGAUGAAUGCAGCAACGGUAGCCAUGAUUGCCACCAAAAUGCAACUUGUGCAAAUACUGCUGGUCGCUUUAAUUGCAGUUGUCAGUCAGGAUUUGCAGGAAAUGGCCGCCAAUGUGAUGGUAUAAUAUUGCCCGAUUUUCAAUUGAUCUGAAAGUUUAUGUCGAUCUUGAAUUAUGUCUUAGAAUACAUUUUUUUACCCUUCUCUUUAAUUAGAUAUUGACGAAUGCAGCAACGGUAGCCAUGAUUGCCACCAAAAUGCAACUUGUGCAAAUACCGCUGGACGCUUUAAUUGCAGUUGUCAGUCAGGAUUUGCAGGAAAUGGCCGCCAAUGUCAUGGUAUAAUAUUGCCCGAUUUUUAAUUGAUCUGAAAGUUUAUGCCGAUCUUGAAUUAUGUUUUACAUUUUUUUACCCUUCCGUUUUAAUUAGAUAUCGAUGAAUGCAGCAACGGUAGCCAUGAUUGCCACCAAAAUGCAACUUGUGCAAAUACCGCUGGACGCUUUAAUUGCAGUUGUCAGUCAGGAUUUGCAGGAAAUGGCCGCCAAUGUCAUGGUAUAAUAUUGCCCGAUUUUUAAUUGAUCUGAAAGUUUAUGUCGAUCUUGAAUUAUGUUUUACAUUUUUUUACCCUUCCGUUUUAAUUAGAUAUCGAUGAAUGCAGCAACGGUAGCCAUGAUUGCCACCAAAAUGCAACUUGUGCAAAUACUGCUGGUCGCUUUAAUUGCAGUUGUCAGUCAGGAUUUGCAGGAAAUGGCCGCCAAUGUGAUGGUAUAAUAUUGCCCGAUUUUCAAUUGAUCUGAAAGUUUAUGUCGAUCUUGAAUUAUGUCUUAGAAUACAUUUUUUUACCCUUCUCUUUAAUUAGAUAUUGACGAAUGCAGCAACGGUAGCCAUGAUUGCCACCAAAAUGCAACUUGUGCAAAUACCGCUGGACGCUUUAAUUGCAGUUGUCAGUCAGGAUUUGCAGGAAAUGGCCGCCAAUGUCAUGGUAUAAUAUUGCCCGAUUUUUAAUUGAUCUGAAAGUUUAUGCCGAUCUUGAAUUAUGUUUUACAUUUUUUUACCCUUCCGUUUUAAUUAGAUAUCGAUGAAUGCAGCAACGGUAGCCAUGAUUGCCACCAAAAUGCAACUUGUGCAAAUACCGCUGGACGCUUUAAUUGCAGUUGUCAGUCAGGAUUUGCAGGAAAUGGCCGCCAAUGUCAUGGUAUAAUAUUGCCCGAUUUUUAAUUGAUCUGAAAGUUUAUGUCGAUCUUGAAUUAUGUUUUACAUUUUUUUUACCCUUCUCUUUAAUUAGAUAUCGAUGAAUGCAGCAACGGUAGCCAUGAUUGCCACCAAAAUGCAACUUGUGCAAAUACCGCUGGACGCUUUAAUUGCAGUUGUCAGUCAGGAUUUGCAGGAAAUGGCCGCCAGUGUGAUGGUAUAAUAUUGCCCGAUUUUCAAUUGAUCUGA
Porites lobata is the source of this 2515-nucleotide messenger RNA. The record is from the annotation of a GenBank genome assembly. Lineage: Eukaryota; Metazoa; Cnidaria; Anthozoa; Scleractinia; Poritidae.